UCUUUCUCACCGCAGGUUACAUCCAAGCCUGCAGAGGACUGAUGAUCUCUGCCGUCUGCCUGGGCUUCUUCGGUGCCGUUUUUGGACUGGUGGGGAUGAAGUGUACAAAAGUCGGAGGCUCCGAGCAGACUAAAGCAAAAAUAGCUUGUUUAGCUGGACUGAUUUUCAUACUCUCUGGGUUGUGCUCUAUGACUAGUUGUUCCCUGUAUGCAAACAGGAUUACGUCUGAGUUCUUUGAUCCUUCUUUUGUUGCACAAAAAUAUGAAUUAGGAGCAGCUUUGUUCAUUGGAUGGGCUGGAGCUUCACUCUGCAUCAUUGGUGGCAGUAUAUUCUGCUUCUCCAUAGCCGAAAACAGUAAUUCUCCAAGGAGGGGUUAUGCAUAUAAUGGAGCCACAUCUGUGAUGUCUUCUCGUACAAAGGUCCACAACAGUGUCCCAGACAAAACCCCACCAAAGCACUUUGACAAGAAUGCUUAUGUUUAAUUAUACUGUUGGAAGAUCCAAAGCAUUUUAAAAAUGAGUUUGUAUGUUUUAUUCCGAGUGAUUCCCACCCUCAAUGUAAUUACCACUAAGUCAAUGACUUUUUAAAACAUUAACAUGCAGCUUUUUACAUAUUGAUGUAAAUUUUAUUAUAUAAUAUUUUCAGAUUGAUGUUGUCUUUGUAAAGUUUAUACCUGGAAAUCAUGAGCUGAUGUUGCUUUCUUGAAAAAAAUAAACGGGGUAUUUAC
This is a messenger RNA of Phaethon lepturus (White-tailed tropicbird), 727 nucleotides long. It is a transcript of the gene CLDN10, whose product is annotated as claudin 10. Bases 42 to 482 code for a protein of 146 amino acids. NCBI's taxonomy places the organism in Eukaryota, Metazoa, Chordata, Aves, Phaethontiformes, Phaethontidae. The record is from RefSeq and is a predicted model, not a curated record. Gene Ontology annotation, molecular function: structural molecule activity. The transcript is spliced from 4 exons. Gene Ontology annotation, cellular component: bicellular tight junction; plasma membrane. Gene Ontology annotation, biological process: bicellular tight junction assembly; cell adhesion.